AGAUAUACAUAUGCACUUAUAAAACUUGAAGUGUUCCAGGCUUUCGUCAGCAUACGGUUGUUUCACUGAGCCAACCCGGCGAAAUAUUUUGUUUUUGGCUCGAGAUAAUUUCGCGCUGUUAUAGAUCUUCGUUAAAAUUUCUUCAAUAUUGGUUACAGUAAAAUUGGUUGAAGCAUUGAUAAAUAUGAAUUCAAGUAACAAUUCAACAACGUCUGAAGACUGGAUGAGCAAGGAACUUGUGAUCGCUAACAUUGUUUUUGACGUUAUUAUAUUGGCAGUAAGUGUUUUGGGAAAUUUCCUGGUAAUUUUUACGAUCAUUCAUGAGAAAAAACUUCAAACUACUUGCAAUUUUCUGCUUCUUCAUCUUGCUGUCUCGGAUAUCAGUUUAGUGGUGGUCAAUAUUCCGUUCGAUAUACAUACCCUUGUGAACGGCAGUCAAUGGUUAUUUGGUAACUUCAUGUGUAGAUUAUUAUAUCCAAUAAGUACUGUGUUUUAUAUAUCCGGAGCUCUUAUUUUGACCGUUAUCUCUCUUGACCGAUAUCGAGUGUUCGUGCAAACAUUCAAAGCUAAGCUACGUCGUAGCCAAGCAAAAAAACUUAUUGCAUUUGUUUAUGUGUUUUCAAUUGCUUCAGUUGUUCCUUAUUCGUUAAAUUUGAAACUUGAAGGGGACGAGUGUUUUGAGAGUUGGUCAAAGUUUCGCUACAGACAAUUAUACACAGUUUUUCUUUUCUUAAUUCAAUACACUGUGCCGCUAGUUAUAAUGACUGUCGUCUACACGAGCAUCGCACGGCAUCUCACGAGAAAGACGCAACGUGUAAAUCUCUCGAGAAAUGGUCCACGCAGGAGAAUAUCGCUAUACUCAGGUGGGAGAACGAAAACUCGGUGUGAAGUAGAACGUGAUCAACGCAAUAGGAAAGCUUUGAAAACUAUCAUUACGGUCGUGAUAGUGUUUUCAGUAUUUAUGUUGCCUUAUCAAUUACUAUGGAUCAUAGCUGACUUUCAGGGAAUGGAUGAAGAAAAACUAUCCAAACUUAGUAAAUUGUUUGUGGUAUUUUCAUAUAUUGGAAGUUGUACAGUAAACCCUUUUAUAUAUGGUGUGGGAGACAAACAAUUUAGAAAAGGUUAUCGAAGUUUUUUGAAUCAUUUAGUUUCCAGGGUAACCGGACGUAAAUUGAGUCGUAAACUAAUAUCUGACGGUGGUAGUUCAGAUUAUUGGAAAGGAAAUCGUGCGCGAGAGGAGGAGAGUUAUGUAUGUAUAGUUUCAAUAGUUUCCAGAGUAGUUGAAUGUAGUUUAUCGAUUAUGAUACUUCUAUCCAUUUUGCUUUUCCCAAAACUGAUAAACAACGAGAACAAUUUAUUGUACCCUUUCAUAAAUACACGAUUAAAUAUUUACAAACAAAAUUAG
Dendronephthya gigantea is the source of this 1405-nucleotide messenger RNA. Its product is annotated as galanin receptor type 1-like. Gene Ontology annotation, cellular component: membrane. Bases 185 to 1405 code for a protein of 406 amino acids. NCBI's taxonomy places the organism in Eukaryota, Metazoa, Cnidaria, Anthozoa, Malacalcyonacea, Nephtheidae. Gene Ontology annotation, biological process: G protein-coupled receptor signaling pathway. The record is from RefSeq and is a predicted model, not a curated record. Gene Ontology annotation, molecular function: G protein-coupled receptor activity. The transcript has 2 exons.